Hypomesus transpacificus is the source of this 22683-nucleotide messenger RNA. Its product is annotated as histone-lysine N-methyltransferase 2C-like. Gene Ontology annotation, cellular component: MLL3/4 complex; nucleus. Lineage: Eukaryota; Metazoa; Chordata; Actinopteri; Osmeriformes; Osmeridae. Gene Ontology annotation, molecular function: histone binding; histone H3K4 methyltransferase activity; transcription coactivator activity. Gene Ontology annotation, biological process: positive regulation of transcription by RNA polymerase II. The record is from RefSeq and is a predicted model, not a curated record.
AGUGAGACUUUUUUCAUAACGUGUAUUAAGCAGCAUAUGCUGAAACACUGCACGUUUCAUAUAUUUUAAUUGAUAGUUUAUUGAAUUUAAUUCAGUAUGCGUGUUUUAUUACUGUUAGCCAGGGAUGUAUAAUAACACGUCUAACUUAAUGUGGAGUCGGACCUAUUUCUUCGACAAACGUUGACAGCCAGUGCUUAGGUCGCUUCGAAACAUGGCCACCAUGAUGGAGUAAACGCUUCAACUUUAAUUUUCACAUUUUUUGAAAAAAACUUAGUCAUUUUCUGUAUUUUCACUGGAAUGUUUCUUAAUGAAAUACUGUAUCGAACAUACAACCCAAAUGCAAUCGUCAGGAAAAGUUCGUUGUUGGAUUUAACAUUGGUUUAAGUUGGCUGGAAGCUGGAAAGGAAAAAAAGAAUUGCAUCAAUUCCAAUGUCAUCAGAGGACAGGAGUCGGGAGCCUCGUGACCUCCGUCGACCUCCGGCCCCGGCCAGCGGCGGGAGGCCUGGCCCCGCCCCCUCUGACAGGCGUCCGCGGGGACGGCCACGGAAAGAUGCCUCCACCACCGUGGCUGCUGCACGGGCUGCCGCCGCCGCUGCACGAGCCCCCGUCACACGCGCCCCUGCCCCCACCCCCAAACCCCGCAAGAAGGGGCGGAGCCGAGGGAGAGCCCAAGCUGAGAAUGAGGAGAGCAUGGAGGGAUCAGAGAACAAACAGACAGGGGUUAAGGAGUCAGUCCUGCCUGUUGAAGAGGAGAGCAAAGUCACACCGCUCUCAGUCUCUAAAGACAUCAGAUCCAGUCCCAAUCCUACUCCCAGUCCCUGUUCCAAUCCUAGUCCCACACUCGACCCCAGCUCUGAACCAGUCCCAGACAUCAUCUUGGGUCCCGACCCAAUCGAUGUGAGACUUGACCCCAGCAAUUCUGCUCCCAAUUUAGAUCUGAACCCCAACCCUAGCCCCAGGCUUAUUCCUAGCCCUGGACAUAGCCCCAGCCCCAGUCCAGUCUCUUGUCCCAUCCCUAUCCUGAGAGCAGACAGACUUAUCCCUAGCCCUAACCCCAGUCCAAAUUUCAGCCCCUGCCCCAGCCCCAGCCCAUGCCCCAGCCCCUGUUCCAGGCUCAUGUUCUGCCCCAGGGACGACGGCUCUCUCUCCCCCCUCUUCCAGCGCUCGGUAUCAGAGGACUCUGCUGGCUCCUCAGCCUCGGCCAUGGGGCACGCCAAAAUACGAGUGAAGUUGUGUGCCUUCUGUUACUGUGGUGAGGGCAGUGUCCUGGGCCAGGGGGAGCUCAAGGUGUUUGGCCCCACCCCCGGUUACGUGCCCCUCCACAUCCGGAACCGUCGUGGAAGCUCGGAGAAGGACGACGAUUACCAUGACGACGACUACUACCAAGAUGACAGGAGCCCUGGGCAACGGGGGCGGGGUUUCACAAAGGUCAGUUCUCCAGACAGUGGUCUCCACUCCUCCUCUGCCCCCGGCAGCACUGACCCCUCAGGGGAGGAGCCAGGCGGUACCGUCUGGGACGAGCUGGGGCAGAUUGGCCUGCCCCACGACAUCAACGUCCAGUCCCUGUUCGACCCCACAGGUCAGUGCUGCGCCCACCUGCAGUGUGCUGCAUGGUCCGAGGGGGUGUGUCGGGGCGAGGGCCAGUCGCUGCUCUACGUGGACAAAGCCAUAGACUCGGGAAGCACAGAGUUCUGUGCGUACUGUAAGCGCCUUGGAGCCUCGGUCAAGUGCUGCGAGGGCAGCUGCUGCCGGUUCUACCACUUCCCGUGUGCGGCGGCGGCAGGAGCUUUCCAGGACAUGACGCUGCGCUCGCUCCUCUGCCCCGACCACCUGCAGCUCACCACGCACCCGUUCCAGUCCACCGUGGUGUGUGAGGUGUGCUCCAGCCCCAGCGACCUGCAGGACCUCCUGCUGUGCUCCAGCUGUGGCCGCCACUACCACGGCUCCUGUCUGGAGAUGGGCACCACGCCUCUCAGGAGGGCAGGCUGGCAGUGCCCGCCCUGCAAGGUCUGCCUCACCUGCAGGACCCGUGGUGACGACAGCCAGAUGUUGGUGUGUGAAGUCUGUGAUAAAGGUUACCACACCUACUGUCUGCAGCCUGUCAUGGAACAUACACCCACCAACAGGUGGAGGUGUAAGAACUGUCGGGUGUGCAGCCAAUGCAGUGUAAGGGCGUCCGGUCAGUGGGCCAAUCACCCAUCGCUGUGUGAGGUGUGUCGGCCUGCCCUGCCCUGCCCCUUCUGUGGCCGUGCCCCAGACCCCAACAAGCCUCACGACUAUUUCACCUGCAACACCUGCAAGAGAUGGGUGCAUACAGAGUGUGUGAACCAGGGAGGGGGGGAGGGAGCUGACCCCCCCUUUCAAAAUAACUUUGAAUGCAGUCUUUGUAAACCGUUGGAUCUGGAGACGGACAUGGAGAUUAGCCAAUCACACACCAGCCCUAGUCAUAUCAGCCUAUCCCUGCCUAGCCCCUUCCAAACACAGACAUGUUCCAAUCAUGCUAGCCCAACACAUACUAGCCCAGCACACGUUGGCUCUACCACUGUUAGCCUAAUCAAUGUUAGCCCAACUCAUGAGAGGCCUAUGCAUGCUAGCCCCAUGCAUGUCCCUGUCGUUGCAAGCCCAGUUCAUGCCAGCCCCAGCCAUGCUAGUCAAAUUAGCUCCAUACCUCCAAGCCCUUGCCCAGCCCAGACAGAAACUAACCCCAUGUGCACUCAGGAUAGCCCCAUGGAGUCUAGCCCUAUACAUUCUAGUCCACCUCACGCAAGUCCAUCUCAUUCUAGCCGCGCUCAUUUAAACCCUACAUCACCUUCAUGUCCUUCCCAGGCACCGUCUAGCCCAAUGUGCACUCAAGCUAGCCCAACAGAUGCUAGCCCAACUGAUUCUAUGCCAACAGAUGCUAGCAUAAAAGAUGCUAACUCAACCGAUGUUAGUGCAGCAGGUGCUAGCCCAACACAUGUUAGCAGUCCUCAUGUUAGCCCAACACAUGCUAGCCCACCUCGUGUUGGCCACAAUCAGCUGAGCCUUAACUGUGCUAGCCAUAGCCAUGAUGGCCUCAUUCAUGCUAGUCAAACUAAUGCAAGUGCUAGCCCUAGUCAUAUGAGCCCCGUCCACAUCUGCCCAAGUCCAGACCAGAUGUAUCCUAGCGUCAUGGAGGACAGACCCAUCACACCUUCCCCUCUCCAGACACAAUCUAGAACCUCCUACACCAUGUCCAGUCCUUCCCAGGACACACAGGACAGCCCUGUAAACACAAACUCCACCAUGUAUAUGCAGUCCAGCCCCAAACAGGAUAGCCCUACACACUUAAGUCCCAGGCCACCUAGCGCUAGUCCACUAAGCCCCAGUCCACUUAGCCUCUUACCCAACCAGACACAGGCAAGCACAGACAUACAAACCGAGUAUAGUCCAACCUCACCCUGCCCUGCAUCACCAAGCUCCAGUCCACCUAGCCCCAGCUCUGCUCAGGCCCAGACGAGCCCCGCUUUGACUUAUAAUAGUCCUGUUGUUAGCCCAUUCUCCACACCAGCAAGCCCAGCCCCACCCACCUCAACCCCUGUAAGCCCAGCCCAUCUCCAGCCCACCUCAACCCCACCAAGCCCUGCCCAAGUCAAACCCACCUCAUCCCCAGCAAGCCCUGCCCAGCUCCUACCCACCUCAACCCCAGCAAGCCCUGCCCAGCUCCUACCCACCUCAACCCCAGCAAGCCCUGCCCAUCUCCAACCCACCUCAACCCCAGCAAGCCCUGCCCAGCUCCAACCCACCUCAACCCCAGCAAGCCCUGCCCAUCUCCAACCCACCUCAACCCCAGCAAGCCCUGCCCAUCUCCAGCCCACCUCAACCCCAGCAAGCCCUGGCCAGCUCCAACCCACCUCAACCCCAGCAAGCCCUGGCCAGCUCCAACCCACCUCAACCCCAGCAAGCCCUGCCCAGCUCCAACCCACCUCAACCCCAGCAAGCCCUGCCCAUCUCCAGCCCACCUCAACCCCAGCAAGCCCUGGCCAGCUCCAACCCACCUCAACCCCAGCAAGCCCUGCCCAGCUCCAACCCACCUCAACCCCAGCAAGCCCUGCCCAGCUCCAACCCACCUCAACCCCAGCAAGCCCUACCCAUCUCCAGGCCACCUCAACCCCAGCAAGCCCUGGCCAGCUCCAACCCACCUCAACCCCAGCAAGCCCUACCUAUCUCCAGCCCACCUCAACCCCCGCAAGCCCUGGCCAGCUCCAACCCACCUCAACCCCAGCAAGCCCUGUCCAUGAAGCCACUGAUCCAGAGCCAGAACCAACAAUGGAUGUAUUCAUGGCUGUUGUGGAGCCAGAGAGGGAGGAAGAGAUGGACGAGGAAGAGGAGGAUGAGGUGGUGAAUCAUAAGGAGGUGCAGCUAGAAGUGGAGGAAAAGGAGCAGAACGACCUGCAACUACAGGAAGAGGAGGAAGAGAUGGAGGUACAACUGGAGGAGGACAUUCUGCAGCAAAAUGAGGUGGUGGAUCUAAUCGAGAAGGUGCAACACAUGGAGGUGCAGGAGCCGAAGUGGGAUGAGGAGAAGGUAGAGGAGCACCAGGAUCUGUUGCUGCAGCCGUUUCAGAGGGAGGAGCUACAGCAGAGGGAGGAGCUACAGCAGAGGGAGGAGCUACAGCGUGAGGAGGAGCUACAGCAGAGGGAGGAGCUACAGCAGAGGGAGAAGCGACAGCGUGAGGAGGAGCUACAGCAGAGGGAGGAGCUACAGCAGAGGGAGGAGCGACAGCGUGAGGAGGAGCUAAAGCAGAGGGAGGCGCUACAGCUUGAGGAGGAGCUACAGCUUGAGGAGGAGCUACAGCAGGAGGAGGAGCUACAUCAUGAGGAGGAGCUACAGCAGGAGGAGGAGCUACUGCAGAGGGAGGAGCUACAGCAGAAUGAGGGCCUAAAGCCAGAGGAGGAGUUGCUGGAGGAGGGGCUAAAGUUGGAGGAGGGGCUAAAGCAGAAUGAGGAGUUACAUGAGGAGGAGCUAAAGCAGAAUGAGGAGUUACAGGAGAAGGAGCUAAAGCAGAAUGAGGAGUUACAGGAGGAGGAGCUAAAGCAGAAGGAGGAGUUACAGGAGGAGGAGCUAAAGCAGGAGGAGGAGUUACAGGGGCAGAAGGAGGAGCUGCAAGAGGAUCUGCGUUUGGUCGAGGAGGAUCAACAACAUGAAGUGCAGCAGCUUGAGAAGGAAGAGGAACAGAACGAGGAGGAGGAGCAGAUGGAGGAGCAGGAGGAGGAGAUGUCUCAGGAGGCAGAUGCUACUGUCAGCCUUCAACAGAAGGAGGAGGAGCAGGAGGAGGAGGAGAUGUCUCAGGAGGCAGAUGCUACUGCCAGCCUUCAACAGAAGGAGGAGGAGCAGGAGGAGGAGGAGAUGUCUCAGGAGGUAGAUGCUACUGCCAGCCUUCAACAGAAGGAGGAGGCGGAGGAAUUGAAAAUGUCUCCAGCAGGGCCUGACUCUGCCCAGGAGAUCCAGGUGACAGUCACCCUGACUGAGGGACCAGAGGCAUCUUCUACUGCUGCCUCUCUAGGGGACGCCUCUCCACUCUCACUCCAAGCCUCCUCCCAGACUUCCCCCCUCUCCCUCCAGACCCUUCCAGUCUGUCCCUCUCAAGUCUCUCCCACCAGACCUCAGGCCUCGCCCCUCUCCCCUCAGGCCUCGCCCCUCUCACCACAGGCCUCACAACUGUCUGCCCAAGCCUCCAAUACCUCACCGCUGGCCUCACCCCAGGCUUCACCCCUCUCACCUCAGGCCUCACCCCUCUCUGCCCAAGCCUCCAAGACCUCAGCUCAGGCCUCACCCCUCUCACCCGAGGCCUCACCCCUCUCACCUCAGGCCUCACCCCUUUCACCCGAGGCCUCACCCCGAGCCUCACCCCUCUCACCCCAGGCCUCUCAUCUCUCUGCUCAAGCCUCCAAUACCUCACCCCAGGCCUCCCCCCUCUCACCCCAGGCCUCACCCCAAACCUCUAAUACCUCACCCCAGGCCUCCCCCCUCUCACUCCAGGCCUCACCCCGAACCUCCAAAACUUCACCCCAGGCCUCCCCCCUCUCACCCCAGGCCUCCCCCCUCUCACCCCAGGCCUCACCCCAAACCUCCAAUACCUCACCCGAGGCCUCAGCCCUCUCACCCCAGACUUCAGCCCAGGCCUCACCCCUCUCACCCCAGACCUCACCCCAGGCCUCACCCCUCUCACCCGAGGCCUCACCCCUCUCCCCCAAGGCCUCAUCCCUCUCACCCCAGGCCUCAACCCAGGCCUCACCCCUUUCACCCCAGACUUCAACCCAGGCCUCACCCCUCUCACCCCAGACUUCAGCCCAGGCCUCUCUCCUCUCUGCCCAAGCCUCCAGUAGCUCACCUCAGGCCAGCCUAUUCUCGCCCCAGGCCUCACCCCUUCCAGAGUCUCCUUCAAGGACUAGGCCACUAGCCCCUGCCUCACCUAUCUCCCUCAGGGAUUCUCCCCUUAACUCCCAGGCCUUCCCACUCACUGAAUCUAGUGCAAAAACCUCAGCCGAUGCCUCACUCCCUUCCCCCCGGAGAACAACCACAUCUCCCCAUCUUGUACCUUCCUCCCCCCUCACUAGUUCUUCCUCCAGGGCAUUCUCUCCAGCAGCUCUCUCCCCAGUCUUCCCCAAUGCCUCCCCUGUCUGCUCCCAGAGUACUGAUUAUCCAGUGGAGGAACACCAAGAAAAGGAAACGAUCAUUAAGGAGCCAGAACCUGUAAAGGGGGCGGUACCAACGCCGGCAGAGGCACUGCUCAGUGAUACGGAGGAGGAGAAGAGCCAAUCAGAGGCCUCCAAACCUGCCUUUGUCAUUCUCACCAAAGAAAAUAUGUCCCAUGAAACUUUCCAGGACAAAGUACAGGAGGAGGAGGAGCCUAUGGAAAUAGCAGUGGAACCCACCCCUUUAGAACCUGAUGUACCAGAGGAGAACAUUGAGGAGAACCUUUUAAAACCCAUGGUGGAUAUUUCAGAGGAGGUGAGUAAGGAGGGCAGAUCUGAGGAAGAGGAUAAAUAUGAGGAGCAGAGUUUGGAGGAAAAUGAGAAACAGGAGGAGCUGGUGGAGAGUCAGCAGGAGGAUGAAGAGGAGGAAGAGGAGGAGACGGAGAUAUUGGAUAUAUUUGAACAGGGGGACGUGCCUCCCAGUGUUUUAUCUGAGGCAGAGGAUAUACUAGGAGCCACAGGCUUCAGCCCUAUUGCUGACCUGGAUAGCACUGUCGACAUGGAGAUGGACAACACCCCUACCAGCCAUCGUAGCCUAUCAGAACCCAGCUCUCCUCGAGGGCGGGGCCGAGACUCCCAGACUCACCGCAGUUGGUCGCCUGAUCUGUCCCUCAGACUGACUCAGUCUCCCUUCUCCACAGAGGCUUCUCCCAGAGAGGCUACUCCCUCUCCCACCAGAGAAGCCUCUCCACCCAUGAGGGAGGCUAUCCAUUCUCGGGCUCUGACUCAAAUCCAGUCCCAGGCUCAGCCUCAGGCCCAGUCUGGAUACAACUCCAGUGGGCUUCCCACCACCAUUAUCCCCCUCACCCCCAAGAUUGGCAUGGGCAAACCUGCUAUCUCCAAGAGGAGGUUUUCCCCAGGACGACCCAGAGUCAAACAGGGAGCAUGGUGGAGUCCUCGCAGGGUGGGCAGCCCCCCCCAGCAGCAGGAGGAGUCUGGGCAAGGGGGGUGGGACAGGGACAGCCCUAGAACCCGGCCCCCCCAGGACGCUGCUGCCUGGAGCAUGAGAGUGGGGCGAGGCUCAGGGUUCCCAGGUAGGCGGAGACCCAGAGGAGCCAACCUAUCAGGGCGAGGAGGGCGUGGGCGAUCCAGGCUGAAGGCUGACCCCAACCUCAUGGUGACCCCCGGGGCCCUGAUGGUUGAGCAGCCUUACAUGGUGAAGGAGGAGGAGGAAAACAGCAUGCACAACACUGUGGUUAUGUUUUCCACCUCCGACCACUUCACUCUCAGACAGGACAUGUGUGUGGUGUGUGGGAGCUUCGGAAAGGGAGCAGAGGGCCGACUGCUGGCAUGCGCCCAGUGUGGCCAGUGUUACCACCCCUUCUGUGUUAACAUCAAGAUCACCCGUGUGGUCCUGAGUAAAGGCUGGCGUUGCUUGGAGUGUACGGUGUGCGAGGCGUGCGGUGAGGCCAGCGACCCCGGGCGGCUGCUGCUGUGUGACGACUGUGACAUCAGCUACCACACCUACUGUUUGGACCCUCCCCUGCACACCGUCCCCAAGGGAAGCUGGAAGUGCAAGUGGUGUGUGUCCUGUACCCAGUGUGGUGCCACCUCCCCAGGCCGUGGGUGUGAGUGGCAGAACAACUACACCCGCUGUGGCCCCUGUGCCAGCCUGGAGUCGUGCCCGCUGUGUGCCAGGAGCUACCGUGACGACCAACUCAUCCUGCAGUGUCGCCAGUGUGACAGGUGGGUGCAUGCCAGCUGCCAGGGUCUGAACUCGGACGAGGACGUGGAGAAUGCUGCUGAUGACGGCUUUGACUGCUCUCUUUGUACCACACAUAGCCUGCCCUCGCAUGCAAUGUUAAUGGACCACAAGGAAGCUCCAAUCAUGGCCCAGAUAGUAUCCAGAAUCCGAGAGACGGAGCACCAGAAGACCUACACCCAGGACGGCGUGUGUCUGACCGAGUCGGGCCUGUGUCAGCUCCAGAGCCUGGUAGUGCCCUCGUCACGGCGCCGCAGGUCCAAGCCCAAACUGAAGCUGAAGAUCAUCAACCAGAACAUUGUGUCUGUGCUCCAGACCCCCCCGGACCCCCACUGUGAGCUGUCCCGCGACGGAGACCUGGAUGACAGCAAGGCAGAUAUGAUGGACUGUGACGUAAAGUCGGACUCCAGCCCUGAACGUGCUCAUGCUGAUGAUGACGCCAAGGGGUCAGAGGUCACGAACGGCAACAAGAAGAGGAAGAGAAAGCCAUAUAGACCGGGUAUUGGUGGCUUCAUGGUGCGACAGAGGAGCAAAGCUGGACAAGGCAAAACCAAACGAUCCCUCUCCAGGAAGGAUUCCACAGGCUCUCCAACAGAGCAGGGCAAGGAGGAAGUCUGGAAUGAUGGCGAGGGUGGCCCGGGAGAGGAACAAGCCCCUGUGCCUGUGGAGGGUCUGGAAAAGGUCAGGAAGAGAUACCGUAAACAGAAGACCAAGCUGGAGGAGGCCUUCCCCUCCUACCUGCAGGACGCCUUCUUUGGGAAGGAGCUGAUGGAUAAGAGCAAGCAGGGGAGGAGGUCGGGAUUCGAACCCAUGGGUCUGAGCGAGGAGCCGUCUGGGCUGCGGGUGGAGACCAAACACCCCGCCGCUCGCUUCCUGGACCCCUCGUCCGACCCCCUGCUAAGCUCCUCCUCUGCCACGCCUAUCUCUAGGACGGGAGGAGUGCUGCCCCAUGAUGAGGAUCCCUUAGUGGACCUCUCCGAGGUCCUGACCACCGACGCUGACCUGCUGGGGAUGCUGUCUGAGGAGCUGGUGAAGCCAGGGAGAGACUCAGGUCUUGAUUUAGGCCCUUUCCAGGUGGACAGUUCUCCCUCUCCCUUUGCUGGUCUGGACAUUGGCCCCAUCACAGAUGACCCCUCUCUGACCUCUCCGCCCUCAGCAGGGGGACGGAGCUCUAGACCAGUGCAGGAUGAGCCUCUGGAUGCCAUCUUGAGUCCUGAACUGGACAAGAUUGUGACUGAUGGUGCAAUUCUCAGUAAGCUCUACAAGAUACCAGAGCUGGAGGGGAAGGACGUGGAGGAUCUCUUCACUGCUGUACUGAGUCCCAGUACAAGCCAGACUCUGCAGCCCCCUCACCCCCACUCAGGCCACCCUCCUGGGCCCAGCAGACCUGGAGGCAUGACCCUACAACAGCCAGGCAACGGUGGAAUGUUUCCACGAAUGCCCACGAUGAACGGGAUGAUUGGGCCCAACGCCCUCUUUCCUCCAAAUCCCAGGAUGCCUGGCGGUGGCAACUUCUCCCCACUCCAUAGAAUGCCCUUUCCUGAGAACAUGAGGGACAGGAAGUUGAAUCAGAUGGGGGGUGAUGUGAUUGGUCCGUGGAGUGCGUCCGGCGCUGGCGGGGUAGCGGGGCCGCCUCCAGAGACGGAGUCUGAAACCAUGUCGAAUGCCCAGCGCAGCACCCUGAAGUGGGAGAAAGAGGAGACUCUGGGGGAGAUGGCCACCGUGGCUCCUGUUCUCUACACCAACGUCAACUUCCCCGCACUGAGGGAGCAGUAUCCAGAGUGGUCCACUAGAGUGAAGCAAAUUGCCAAGAUGUGGAGGAAGGCUAGCGCCCAGGACAGAGCUCCCUAUGUGCAAAAAGCGAGGGAUAACCGUGCAGCGCUGCGUAUCAACAAGGUCCAGAUGUCCAAUGAUCCUCUGAAGAGAAAUCCCCAGCAGACUACACCCGAACCUUAUGACCCUAGCGUUUCCAUGGAGACCGACUUGCUGUUUAAAGACCCCCUGAAGCCUAAGGAGUCUGAACAUGAGUUGGAGUGGAAGUUAAGACAGGGAGAGUUAAAUCAGAUGUGGGGACCCGAUAAGGCGCGGCAGGAAAAACUGGUCCCAAAAAGCAAAGCCAUAAAAUCAACCAAUAAAGACGUCCUAUUUGGACAUUCCAACCAAUCAACAAUAGCUACCGGAGGUGGCAAAGUGUCUCUGCAAAUGAGACAGAAGAGUAAGCAACAAGCCAAAAUUGAAGCCACUCAGAAGCUGGAGCAGGUUAAGAGCGAGCAACAGCAGCAGAGACAACAGAUGCUGAUUGGCCAAUCUGGAGGAGACUCUGCCGACAGCAGUGGUGAUCGGAGCCCCUUGACCCCCCAAUCCAGUGGAGGAAAUGCAUCCCCGCUACAACCAAUCGCAUCCAAGGAUGGGUUCACUAGGCCCGCCCUCCAUACAGGCUGUAGCACAGGUUCGCCUGAUGACGUGUUCCUUAGACCCCAAGCUCCACCCCCAUCCGCUGGCUCCAACAGGACCCACCUCCACGACCCUUCCUACCAACAACAGCCUCAACAGGCCCAGGCUCAACUUCAACUCCAGGCCCAGGCCUCACCCCAGGGCCAGCCUCAGUCCCCCCAGAUGUUCUCCCCAGGUUCUUCCACUUCCAGGCCCUCCUCUCCCUGGGACCCCUACGCUAAGAUGGUUGGUACCCCUAGACCCCCAGCAGGGGGCUCCACCACCCCUCGACAAGACAGGGGUAGGCCAUCACCAGUCCAUGAGUCUUUCGGCUCGCCCACAGUCUCUGAUCCUUACUCAAAACCCCCAGAUACCCCAAGGCCUUCUGAGCCCUUCAUGAAGCCUCAGGGACCUCCAAGGACUGGAGCUGACCAGCAGGGGAGGCCGAUAAUGAGCCCCCCAAGCCCUGACCAGUUAGGGAGACUUGGGGGCCAUGGACCCGAGGCUUAUCAAAGAAUGGCCCAUAACAGGAUGGUUCUCUCAGAUCCGUAUGCACGUCCGCUUCUCACCCCUGUCCCAGGCAGCAACGAGGCGGGGUCUGUGCCCGUCUUCAAGGCUCCCAUGCCCCUCCAUCACCAGGUUCCUCAGGACCCUUACAGCUCCAUGCCCGCUGGGAUGAGGCGAGGACUGGCUGACCCAUACGAACGACCCCCUUUGACCCCUAGGCCCAUGGAGGGCUUCCCUCAAGCUCACCAGGGGCACCAGGUUGACCCUUACUCCCAGCGGACGAGCCCCGGGGAGGGAAUGGGUAAAGAGGCACGGGGAAUGCGGCAGCCCCAGGAUGGACAGUUCUCCCAGGGCAUGCAAGGUAUGGCCUCCCCCCUCAGGAACCCGUACGGCCAGGCCCCGGGCACCCCCAGGCCAGAUUACACCCAGAACAUGCCUGACCCUUUCGCUCAACAGCCAGGGACACCGCGACCGUCUGCAGACCCCUACUCCCAUCAGCCAGGCACCCCCAGACCCCCUUCAGAGAGUUACGCCCAGCCCCCGGGCACCCCAAGACCCCACUCAGACCCCUCCUACCUCCAGACCCCAGCCAGCCUCCGACUGGAUCAGUUCAACCAGCAGCUCCAGCAGACAGCCAAUCGCAGGCAGUCUCCGUCUCAUGCCGCUAUGGACCCGUACGCCUCCAUGCCUGGAACCCCCAGAUCGGGCGAUCGGUACCCACGCUCACCUGGUAGUCAGAGGAACGUUCUAGACCCUUACUCCCAGGCUCCAGGAACACCCAGACCGGGACUAUCGGAGCCCUAUGCCCAAGCCCCAGGGACCCCUCGCCCAGGUUCUGUCCCAGAGUCCUUUACCCCACCGGGGUCAAGGCUGUCACCUAUGACCCAGCACCCUGGAGACCCUUACUCACAUCGUUCACCAGGCAGGCUUCAGGCCCCAGGUCCUGCUCACACACCACAGCACCCUGGCAUAGUGGAGGACGGGUUCUCCCUGCCACAAGCCAAUCAAAUGGCAGGUCACGACCCCUUUGAACAAGGUCCAAUGACACCCUGUCCCCAAAACGUGGAGAGAUCAGUGAGUGAAAUUGCUCAGUCAGCAGGUAUCUCAAUAGAGACCCAGAACAUCAUGCAGCCCCAGCUGGGAGACACAGAGGAGAAGCUCAGACAGCGUCAGCGUCUUCGCCAGCUGAUCUUGCGGCAGCAGCAACAGAAAAGCGCCAUCCGCCAGGAAAAAGGUCUACAGGAAGUCAACGCUGCCACUUCCGCUUCCUCCACCCCCAGCCUGGCCAAACCCCAACACUGGCCCUUGGACGACCCCACGGUCCCUCAGCAACAGGCAGACCUAUUUGGCCGCCCACCUCCCCCGUAUCCAGGGACCAUGAGGGCUGGAAUUGGACCCCCUCACCCGCCUGGGGGUGGUGUGAGAUUUCCAGGAACCUUCCUUUCGGAUCAACAGAGGCCUUUCAUUAAUGAGGGCCAGUUUCCCAGGCAACAGUUCUCCAGGGAUGUAAGCGGUAUGGCCACCAUGGGCAACAUGGUCAUGAGACCACAGGGCAUGAGGUUUGGAUUUCCCCCAGGGGCUCCAGGAGGCCAUCAAGACCAGCAGUUCCUGCGACCACCCCACCAGAUGCCUUCAGGAGGUGGACCCAUUCCUGAUAACUUGCCCCCUCAGAUGCGGAGGUCCAUGUCAGUCGACUUUAACAGACCCCUUGGGCCCAAUGGCACCAACCCCCAGAUGGGUCUCCCUCAGCCCUACCCCCCUCGAGGGCUACCAGUCCAGCAGCACAACAUCAUGGGCCAGCCCUUCAUUGAGCUCCGGCAUAGAGCUGCAGAGAACCGGAUGAGGAUGCCGAUGCCGUUCGGACUCCCAGGCCAACCCAACAUGAUGGACACUUCCAUGCAGGGCCAGAGGCACCCAGGCAACCUCCUGGACCCUGCCCAGGGACAGAGACCCGGGCAGGUGGGUAUGGGGAGUCUGGACGGACAUGGGGCCAGGAUGAUGCACCCUAUGUUGGGUCAACCUUCCCAGCAAGCAGUUGUUGGUCACCUCCAGAUGUCUGCGAACAUGGAGAGUCUGAGCCAACAGACUCAGCAAUCCAUGAACACAGGUCAGCAGCAGCAUCAUCACCACCAUCCUCAGAUUUCUAGGUCACACAGCCACCCAGUGACUACGGAAUCCCUCAACACCUCACAACCUGGGGUCGCAACCUUGUCUGGAUCUGGACCCGGUCAGACUGAGGAGACUACGCUACCAGGAGGAGAUGGGAUCGAGGAACAUCUAGAUGCGGACGACUCUGCCGUGAAGGACCUUGAAGAUGUCGAGGUGAAGGAUCUGGUCGACCUCAACUUGAAUCUUGACCCUGAGGACGGUAAAGAGGACUUAGACCUUGGCCCUAACGACCUUCACCUAGAUGACUUCCUGAUGUCGGGGAAGUUUGACCUUAUCGCCUACACUGACCCCGAACUGAAUUUGGAGGACAAGAAGGAUAUGUUCAAUGAGGAGCUGGAUCUAGGAGACCCUAUGGAUGACACGCCAUCCUCUGACCUUCAGAGGGCACUAGCUGAGAAGAGGAGUACCGGGGGAGGAGGAGAUGGAGGAAGCACCUCCAGACACCAGGGGAGGUCUGACACAUCAGCAUCCGCUAGUCAGGUCAAACAGGAGAUAAAUGUAGCCAAGGAGGUCCCAGGGAUGCUACAUACUAAAGAAAACAUCAAGAUAGAGGAGCGAGAGGGUCCUUUGCUACCACAUGAUAUCUCUUCUCAUCAGCCUGGCCAGGUCAGCUCAGGCCCCCUCUCUGGAUCUUCACCAGUCCUCUCCGGCCUCCUAAUCAAGGAGAAGUUGGAAGAAACUGGUAUGGGUUCCACUGGCUCCCCUCACCAGGGAGAUCAAGUUGGGGGGCUGCAGACCAUGCUACCAAGCCAUAUAAACCAGAAUCAUGGGCCCCACAGGGUCAACCCUUCCUUGAGUGGUCCUCCCGGUGGAAACUCUAAUAUAUUCCCUGGAGGUAACCAGCAGAUUCGAGGUUUUGUGGCACCCACUGGACCAAUGGGGGAUCUGAACAUGCCUGUGAUGGGCAGUCGCCAACCUGCACCACAGCACCAUGGUAUUCCACCACAGGGACAACAGCAACUCCAUGGUCUCCCUCUUCAAGCUCCCCAGACCCAUCCCCUCAACAUCCAAGGUCUGGCCCCGCAGGCCCUCCUGGGUCCCCAACAGCAGUCCUUGUUUCCCCAGGGGCCCUCCCAGCAGGGCCCACCCCAACCCGGACAACCCAACCAGGACGCCAACAGGCCACUGCUUCUGGAGGAGCAGCCUCUCCUCUUGCAGGACCUCCUGGACCAGGAAAGGCAAGAACAACAGCAGCAGAGGCAGAUGCAGGCCAUGAUACGCCAGCGGUCCAAUGACACUUUCUUCCCCAACAUGGGCGAGGAGCAAAUAGUUGACUUUGAUACCAUCACAGACCCGAUCAUGAAAGCAAAGAUGGUAGCCCUCAAGGGCAUUAACAAAGUCAUGGCCCAAAGCACUAUGGGAAUAAACCCAAUGGUCAUCAACAGGUUCCAGCAGGUUCCUGGUCCCCCUGCACCAGAGGCUCCCCCCUUACCUCCUCAGGUGCUUGGACAGGAUGGAAAGUUGACUCCACAGAUGGCCAGACCAAACCUACCAAAUUUUGGCCCAGGAUUUGUCAAUGAAGCCCAACGGAGUCAGUAUGAGGAGUGGCUGCAGGAGACCCAGCAGCUCCUCCAGAUGCAGCAGAAGUUCCUGGAGGAGCAAAUCGGAGCCCACAGGAAGUCCAAGAAGGCUCUGUCGGCCAAGCAGCGCACGGCCAAGAAGUCCGGACGGCCGUUUCCUGAGGAGGAUGCCGAGCAGCUCCGACAUGUGACUGAGCAGCAGGGGGUCGUGCAGAAACAACUUGAACAGAUUCGUAAGCAGCAGAAGGAGCAUGUGGAACUGAUUGAGGACUACAGAGCCAAGCAGCAGCAGCAACAACAACAACAGCAACAGAGGGCCCUCCAGACUCCUAUGAUGCCAGUCAUGCCACUUAUGUCAGGGAUGCCCACAGGGGCACCCCCUAUGGCCCAGCCCACCAUGGGACCAAUGAUGGGGCCGAUGCCGCCCCUCCCAGGAAACACUAACCCAGCACGUAUACCUAAUGCACCCAACAUGCCAGGGUGGCAUCCUGGAGGGGCACCCUUGGGAGGACCCGGUCCUAGAGGAAUCAUGCCCCAACAAAUUCCCCAGCAAAUUCCCCAACAAAUUCCCCAGCAAAUUCCCCUCCAGAUACCCCCCGUAACCCCACCUCAACCCCAGACUCCGACUCCACCUUCGAUUGUGCCUAGUGGGUCGGGUACACCAGCUAGCCAGUCUUCAACAGCUGGAGCAGGUCCAGCUGUAGGUAGUGGAGGUGGUUCAGCUAGCACUGCUGGUGGGAAUCCGCACGUGAAGUUCGAUGACAACAACCCUUUCAGCGAGGGCUUUCAGGAGAGGGAGAGGAGAGAGAGGCUGAGAGAGCAACAGGAGAGACAGAGGGUGCAGCUGAUGCAGGAAGUAGAGAGACACCGUGCCCUGCAGCACCGUCUAGACAUGGAGCAACAAGGCCUGGGCAUGGGGCCUGCACUUGGGCCUGGGCCUGGGGCUGGAGUUGGACCUCUUGCUGUGCCCGGAGACACAUCAGCUGGGGAUGGACUCUCCCAGAUGCCAUUUUACAAUGCUGACCUUCCCCAAGACUUUCUCCAACCCUCCCCAAGGCCUCCCCAACAUCAAGGGCUUCAAGGCCAGGGGCAGCCUGGGCAGAUGUUCCCUCAACAAGGUGCCCUACAGCCAGGGUACCCUGCUGGAGGUCCUCCCCCUGCUCAGGGCUUCGUCCAGGGGCAUGGGGACAGAAGAGCAAUGCCUGGACACGGGCUCCUACCUCUGGAGAUGGGACCCAAUGCCAGACCCAGAAACCCUCAGCUGCAGGCCAUGGCUCAGGCUCAAGGUCUUCCCUCUGCCUCAGGUCAGGUGCGUCCUGCUGGGUACGGAGGCCCGGGGAUGCCCCCUCAAGCUGGAAAUGGACACCAUCGGCAUCCUCAUCCAUUCGGGGUGGACUCAUCCUCCACCCCCCUGCCGCCAAACUACCCUGGCUCUGGCCCUUCCCUCAUCCAACUCUACUCUGACAUAAUCCCCGAUGAAAAACCAAAGAAAAAGAGGAACAGGAACAGGAAGAAGAAAGACGACGAACUCUGUGGCGGAGGAGAGUCUGUCCGGACACCAUCGACACCUCGCUCUGACAUCACAGCGCCUCUCACCCCCGCUGUCUCUGACACAUCCUCCACCCCAACGAGAAACCCUGACCUGUCAGAGAUGUUCCAGCAGGCAGGGUCCACCCCUCCAGGUCUGGCACCAUCUUCAGAACUGGAGAGACAGCUGUCAGCCAGCGGCAUGGCCCAGGGAGGGAGCUCCCACCUGGGCUUGGAGAGCGGGCGAAGCCCCCUGUGUGAUGGUACUCGGGAGAUCAAGCUGGAGAGGAUUGAGGGGGGAGAUUGCCGAGGGGCUGCCCUGAAACAUGGACCCAUGGCUGGGGGAACGGUGAAAGUGGAGGAGGGAAGUGAGGGAUUUGCUUCCCCGCUACACAAUUCGACGAAAGAGGGAGAUGCUGGGAAUGAGCUGCUGAAACACCUGCUGAAGGACAAGACAUCACCACAGCAACAAUCAUGUAGCAACCAGGCCACGCCCACACGCCAGGCAGCCAAUGAAGAGGAUGGAAUAGAAGACUGCAAGGCCCCUGUUAGACCUGGGUCUGCGGGUGGGAACAGGACUUCCCUGAACAGUCACUUGCCAGGAAGUGGAGAUGUUGUCGAAGCUUCGGCUACAGAGCUCGGGGUGAAGAGGAAACAGCAGAGGAACAAGAGAGCCCCCAGGGCGGCAGGAGACAAACCACCGUCCCGCUACAAGAAGAGGAAGAAGGAGGAAGAGGAGAAGCAGAUGGUCUACUCAAACUCAGACACCAUGAUGACUCUUAAACAGCUUUCUCUCCUGCCCCUCAUGGAGCCUGUGGUGGGGGUCAACCUGGCCCUCUUCUCCCCCUAUGGCAGUGGCUCCCUGCAGGGGGACAACCGCCUGACCGGGUCCUUUGGUAACGCUUCCCUGGACGGAGUCUCAGACUACUACUCCCAGCUCAUCUACAAGCAGAACAACCUGAGCAACCCCCCUACCCCCCCGGCCUCCCUGCCCCCCACGCCUCCUCCGGUUGUCCGACAGAAGAUGGUCAACGGCUUCGCCACCACCGAGGAGCUCACCAGAAAGGCUGCCGUCCUGGGCAGCCAUGACGUGUCCAGAGUGGUGUUACUGCGCCAGCAGGCAGCCGGAGCAGCAGUGGCAGGCUUCCAGACAGACCCAGACCUCCUGGCCCAGGCCCUGACCCAGACCCCCAGGGCUGUGGACGUGCCAGCCUCCCUGCCCACUCCUCCUCACAACAACCAGGAGGAACUCAGAGGCCAGGAUCACUGCAGUGACAGAGACUCGCCCGACAGCUUCGUACCGUCUUCCUCGCCAGAGAGCGUGGUCGGCAUGGAGAUCAGCCGGUAUCCCGACCUCUCCAGGGUGAAGCAGGAACGCCCCUCCCCCCCUGUCUCCCCCGUCAUACCCAUGAUGCCAAGCGCCUGGGGAAAAGGCACAGAGGUGAAACAGGAGAUCAAGGCAGAGCCAUCUCAGUUCCCAUCCUGCACCAACGCUGGUUUGGUCUCCAUAGCGAUCACCAUCAAUCCUCUGGCUGCCCAGAACAUUCCAGGCGUGAUGGCAGCGGUAGCAGACCUGCUGCGUGUGCGGGUGCCAGGCCACUACGAGGUGAGCCGUGCCCCAGAGAGGAGCUCCCUGGCCCUGCUGGCUGGAGUCAAGGUACCACCCACCCAGGCCCUAGACCCCAGUCACCCAGCCCUCGCACCUCCACAGCUGGGCAUGAGGCUCCACAGACCCCCUGGACCUCCUGGAGCUCCCACCAUCACUGUUCCAGGUGCCAGAGGGGACUACAACCAACAUGGUGGAACCGGCCCUGGGGUCAAGCCUCAAUGGUGUUGCCACUGCAAGGUAGUAGUGCUGGGAAAUGGAGUCCGGAAGUCCACCAAAGAUCUUCUCAAGCAGGAGAGCCAGGGUAGGCCUGAGGCCAGCCUGGUGUUCUGCAGCCAAAACUGCUCUGUCCUGUUUGCUGCCGCCCUGCAGACCAAGCCCACAGGCAGCAAGGUCAGUGCCCCCCUCCUGCAGCCUGACGAGAACGUUCCGGAGAGUCCGUCUAGGAUCCAGCACCAGUACAGCGCCAACACCUCCACCCUUGAUGUCCACUGCCUCCCCCAGCUCACCCCCAAAUCCUCCCCUCCCUCCUCCCCGCCCCUCACCUUCCCCUCCUCCUCGGCCAUGGACACGCCCCGCCUCGCCACGGCUACCUCCAAACCCGAUGGCCUCAAGGUCACUGUCAAGCUCAAGCCGCGGCCACGAGCGAUUCACACCUCAGGAGGUGAAGACGAGUCAUCGUCGUCGUGGCGAUCGCCGGGUUCUCAGAGCAAGCGCUGGAAGGGGCUCCGCUGGAGGAGGUGGAGCAUCCGCAUCUUGGUGCCCUGCCACAACGCAUCACUUCCUGCCGAGGAGGAAGUGGAUGAGCUCCUGAAGAAACUGGGGGCCACGCUGAGGCCAGACCCGUUGCCUAGAGACCAUCGGCGGUGCUGUUUCUGCCACGAGGAGGGUGACGGGGUGACAGAUGGGCCGGCCCGGCUUCUCAACCUGGACCUGGACCUCUGGGUCCACCUGAACUGUGCUCUGUGGUCCACCGAGGUGUACGAGACCCAGGCAGGCGCUCUUAUCAACGUGGAGCUGGCGUUGAGGCGUGGCCUGGCUGUGCGCUGUGCCUACUGCCAGCAGACGGGCGCCACCAGUGGCUGCCACCGCCUGCGCUGCACCAACGCCUACCACUUCACCUGCGCCACCAAGGCCCACUGCACCUUCUUCAAGGACAAGACCAUGCUCUGCCACCUGCACCGGCCGCGAGGCGGGGCCGGGGACAAGUCCAGCUCCUUGGCCCUCCUGGCCUCCGGGGGCAGUCCGCCCCUGGGCUCCUACGAGCACGAGCUGCGCUGCUUCGCCGUGUACCGGCGCGUGUACGUCCAGCGCGACGAGGCGCGGCAGGUGGCCAGCAUCGUACAGCGGGGGAACCGCCAGCACACCUUCCGCGUGGGCAGCCUGGUGUUCCGCGCCGUGGGGAGGCUCCUCCCCCAGCAGCUUGCCGCGUUCCACUCCGACUCGGCCAUCUUCCCCGUGGGCUACCAGGCCAGCCGCAUCUACUGGAGCAUGCGCCAUGGCAACAGGCGCUGCCGCUACGUGUGCUCUGUGGUGGAGAAGGAGGGCCGGCCUCACUUCACCAUCAAGGUGGUGGAGAAGGGACACGACAACCUGCUGCUCUCCGGAUCCACUCCCAAAGCUGUGUGGGACCAGGUUUUAGAGCUGGUGUCUGAGCGACGUGCUGAGAUCGGAACCCUCAAGCUAUUCCCCAUCUACCUAAAGGGAGAGGACCUGUUUGGACUCACUGUGUCUCCUGUCACCAGGAUAGUAGAGUCGCUCCCCGGUGUGGACGCGUGUGAGAACUAUCGCUUCCGGUAUGGCCGCAACCCCCUGAUGGAGGUACCCUUAGCCUUCAACCCCAGCGGCAGUGCUCGCUCUGAGGCCAAGAGCAGCUCGCAUGCCAAGAGGUUGGUCCUAAGACCGUACACCCUCACCAGUAGUGGAGCGUCCAAGUCCCUGCAGGCAGGGUCGGUGGGUGUGGUCAGCGCGGUGGGCGUGGCCCCGGGCCUGCUGGUGUUGCCAGGGGAGAUUGGGGUGGGCGGAGCGUCCCAUAGCAAGCAGUCCAAGUCGUACCAGUACAGGAGGAUGAAGAUGGAGUGGAAGAGCAACGUCUACCUGGCCAGGUCUCGCAUCCAGGGACUGGGUCUGUAUGCUGCCAGAGACAUAGAGAAGAACACCAUGGUGAUCGAGUACAUCGGCUCAGUCAUCCGCAACGAGGUGGCCGAACGCAAGGAGAAGAUGUACGAGUCACAGAACCGAGGGGUGUACAUGUUCCGUAUCGACAACGAGCACGUCAUUGACGCCACCAUCUCUGGAGGCCCUGCCAGGUACAUCAACCACUCCUGUGACCCCAACUGCAUCACUGAGGUUGUGACUUUGGAGAAAGACCUCAAGAUUAUCAUCAGCUCCUGCCGCAGGAUUGCGCGAGGAGAGGAGCUGUCCUAUGACUACAAGUUUGACCUGGAGGACGAUCAGCACAAGAUCCCCUGUCACUGUGGAGCCCUUAACUGCCGCAAGUGGAUGAACUAGAUCACACUGGCAACAAGGACUCACACUCACACAUGUACCCUCUCUCUCUCUCACACACACACAUACACACAUGGAAACAAACACUCUUGCAUUCCUUUGUUUUGGUUCAUUACAGGCCCUCUGGUCUCCAGUCUCAAGCCUUUUCUUCUUUCUUUUUUUUUCUUUUUUUUUUACUUCAGCUGUUUUCAAACAAGUUUCAGGAAAAGAGACAGACCGCAGAACUGUUAGAGAGAGGAGGGGGUUGGAGGGAAGGAAGAUUCUACAUUUUCAAAUAAGAAACAAGAGGCUAUUUAUCCCCAGACUAUCGCCAUCUGCCUUCUCACGAAAUUAUACGACUCAGAGUGGUUUUGGGUUCAUCUCCAUAAAGUGUGAAAGAAGAUAUGAAGUUGGUUGCGUUUCUGUAUGGAGUUACUGGGGGCGUGGGGGGAUAGUUGGAAGGAGGGGUGGGGGAGGGCAGGGCAGAGGGGUUUGCAUUCACCAGCCAACGAGACCAGAGGAGUCCGGUGCUGGCGACAGCCUUAUUUACAUAGAGAGGCCGGUCCUCAGAAAACAGAUCUAUUCAGAUAUAUAUCUAUACAGCUAUAUAGGCAUGUUGACACCACUGAACAAGGAAUGUACUGUAAGGACUUCCUUAGAGGGCAAAACUAAGGGAAUAAUAACUUGCACUAAAACAAGAAAAUAUACAGUAGAAAAAUACUUGAUUCCAUAAGUCGUUUUUCUUUUCUUUUUUCUUACUCUCCCUCUUUUGAUUUGUGUAAGAUAAGAUUUUUUUUUGUAUUUAUUACUUAAUGAAGCUAUUUUCUAAACAAUGAGGAGAGUAGCGUUCUUCUUCUUUACCGUGUGUAAAUAUAGGUCAGAUGAGGAGAACAUGAUUGACCAAAAGCUACCUUAACUUCACCUGUUUGGCAUAUUCUCUCAUUUAGUGUUUCUCUCCACAGAAAAGAAGUAUUUAAGAAGGAUGCCUCUAGAUCAUUGUAUGAGUUUAUGUGCUGUAAACAUCUGUACAGAAUGUGUAAAAAAGAAAAUCAAGAGUAUUUUUGUUGUAUUUAGAAUGUAGUUCAGUUGUCUCUAAAUCUUCUGACCACUUGAAGAAUCAUGCUCACGAUCUUCUUAUGUUUUUGUUUUCCUCAACAAUGUUUUCAGUCAUUUGUAUAUUGAACAGGGGCAAUCAACGAAUCGCCAGAGUGGCGAUCUUGACGAUUUAUUUGAUUGGUCAAUCGUGACAUAAUUUUGUUUUGUAUAGUCUGAUGAGUAUAAAAAGGAUGAACUGUGAAGUUUUAAGUUUAAAGCCUCUUAUGUAAAACAACCUGUACAGAAGCCUGUGUACACCUGCUCUGAUCUUACUGAUUGUCAUCAACAUCACAGACACUUAUAAUAAAUGCCUUUCUUUCACUCAAAACCUUGCAGAACAUUCGAAUCAUGCUUUGAAAAUUAAAUUGUGUGUUGUUUUUUGUUUACAUUUCUUUUUUUAACAAAAAAAAAAAAAUGCUGUAAAUUGCUGACGAGUCUUUGGGUAGCUGGGGUUGUGGGGAAAAUGGUGUUACGUUUUUGACUUUUGACUCAAUUACGUAAUCAAUAAUCUGUUACUGGUGGCAUUUCGCUUGCUAGUUUUGAAAUGAAGUUUUUGUUUGUUUGUGAGCCCACAGUAGUUGACUGAACUGUACUGUCAACUCUACACCAUGUUGGUGGCUCCAACACUCCUUGUAUUAUACAGAACACACGGCAUGAUGUAUUUUUUAAACUUUCAGAAGAAUCGAUUGUACAUAGUUUUCCUUAAUGGUUGUAACAAAAUCAAAAAAAAUCUUCUUGGGUAUUUUCUCUUGUACAUUCAGCUCAUCCAGACCUGCUCACCAGUUCUCCUGUAUAGUAGUUACCCUAAUGUUGAAACAUGAAGCCUUUUUGAAUUAUACAGAGUGAUAUUGGGUUUUUGGAAAUUGUUGAUUCAGAUUUAGGAAUCAUUUACAAUAAAAUAAAAAUAUUUUACAUCUUGAA